ACGACGACGCCGCGGCCGGCCGGCUGCCAUUCGGUACUGAGUGAAUGCUUUAUCAUUACCGCUGCCACUGACUGUUAUUGCAAUAUUGUAAUUGCUUCCACUAACUUAAUAAUCCUCCUGUGCUCAGUUACCAGUCAGCUGGAGUACGGUACGGAAGGUGUUUUGCGAUCCCGGCAGACUCCGCCUAGACCUAGAGUUUGCUGUACCCAGGAGAACAUGUACAGAAAACGUUGCAAAGUGCAUCAUUAAAAGCAGUAAAAACAUUCCCUUGCACUGGCAAUUAAAUCACACUACGGAAGCAGCAUGGCGACGUUUCCGCUAAGGUCAUCCGAGCACGUGCCGGAGAGCGCGGAAAAGCCCCGCGCGAGUGAUGAGUUGAAUGGCCAGGCAAAAACAAAUCCGUCCAAUAAAGAACAGCAUCGGCAUCCCAAACUGGGUACGGACUUCAUCCCACCGGACGGCGGCUGGGGUUGGGUUAUCGUACUAGCAGCUGGCUGUUCUAACCUGUGUACGUUCCCUGUGCUUCAGCAGUUCGGGAUGCUGUUUCGCGAUCGCAUGAGCGAUCUGGGGAUCAGUUCCUCCGAAAUUACGUCUUUCAUCAACACGAAUGCUGCGUUGAUGUCCAUUGUUGGUCUGAUGAAUGGUCCAAUGUUCCGCAAGUUCACCUUCCGUCAGGUGGCAUUCGGCGGAGCCUCCUUGGUAUCCCUGGGUCUGCUGCUAACCUCAGUGUCGGACUCCUUCGUAACCUACAUGCUAACUUUCUCGAUCCUCUACGGGGCUGGUAUCGGUAUAACGGCGUCCGCAAACUCGCUAGCACUGAACACGUACUUCAAGAAGAAACGCCGCCACGCAACGGGUUUCUCGUGGACCGCAACAGCCCUAGGUCCGAUCGUGGCUCCACACAUUAUUACUUAUUUGCUACCUCGUUACGGCGUCGAUGGCACCGUACUUAUCUUCGCCGGUAUCGCAAUGAACGCGAUUGUGUGUUCGCUUCUGCUACAGCCGGUACACUGGCACGCAAAAGCGCUUCCUCCGGCAGACGCCGAAGCUCCCAAAACAGCCUUACCAGAACCACUUUGUCAGUUCUGUCAGUCUACCGGCCAUCCACUGCGCAAGGAUCGCAGUCUUCUCUCCAGUCAGUACCUGUAUAAUGCGGACGAUGCCCACGUGACCGGUUACGAGAUCAUCGACCCGGGAACCCCAAUGCUGGCACGAGCCAACGACGGACUAUUCUCCGUGUAUGGAUCUCGAGCAACGCUCGACAACGCCAGUCGGAUGCCAUCAUCUCGACCCUCCUACAUCAACCUAGCUGCGGCAGGGGAAGCCGCGAAGCGGGAACAUUUUCGGGAGGGAGCCGUCAUGCACCGACGACGAUCGAACACCUUCAGCCGCGAGAAAGAAGUCCUGAGGCUUGCGUCCCGCAAGCUGGAACAGAUCGUUGAUCACGAAUCCGGUGAGCAGUGCACCUGCGAGCAAGAACGGCAAGAGUUACUCCAAAAAACCAAUCUAAUCGCAGAACUGGAACAACUACCAACCAAGUUGACGUUUCUGCAGAAGAUCGCAAUUUUCUUCGAUCUAGAUCUACUGCAAGAUCUAGUCUACGUUAACAUCAUGGUCGGUAUCACGCUGGCCAACUUUGCCGAGCUGAACUUCUCGGUGCUUACCCCGUUCGUGCUGGGAGACUUUGGGCUGGACAAGCAACAGAUCGCUAUGGCGAUGUCCCUGCUGGGAGCGAUGGAUAUUUGCUGUCGCUUCCUCAUACCCUUCAUCGCCGGCAAGAUCGGCUGGGAUAAUCGAACUUUCUUUCUGUUCGGUGUUCUCAAUAUGGCAUUGGGACGAAUCGUUCUAGCUCACUUCCACAGCUACCCCGUCGUGCUGGCCGUCGCCUGUUGGAUUGGUUUCAACAAAGGACUACGGACGGUGUUUAUGGCGUUGGCCAUACCGUCACAUGUGCCGCUGGACAGGCUUCCGGGGGCCACCGGUAUUCAGCUGCUCUUUUCGGGAUUGUUUUCACUCAUCGUUGGACCCGUGGUCGGUUUUAUUCGAGAUCAAACGAACUACACGGUCACCCUGCACUGUCUGAACAUCGCAACCUACGUGACUGCCCUGUGCUGGGGACUGGAGAUGUUCAUCCUAACACCCAGGCAACCGACGGCUGUCAUCAAAUAGUAUUCCACGGAAAAGUAUCUUUUGCAGUAAUAAAAUGUCAAACUUUA
Messenger RNA from Wyeomyia smithii (pitcher-plant mosquito), 2216 nucleotides. RefSeq lists its product as uncharacterized. Bases 304 to 2169 code for a protein of 621 amino acids. The record is from RefSeq and is a predicted model, not a curated record. Gene Ontology annotation, biological process: transmembrane transport; monocarboxylic acid transport. Gene Ontology annotation, molecular function: monocarboxylic acid transmembrane transporter activity. Lineage: Eukaryota; Metazoa; Arthropoda; Insecta; Diptera; Culicidae. The transcript has 7 exons.